GGAGGGAGAGGCAGCGGCGGACCAAGAGGCUGUUACCGCCGGCGGCACGGGGGGACAGUCGGAGCGGAGGCGGCGCCUGGCCGCGGGGAGCCCACAGCUCAGAGUCCCGGCACAGAACGGGAUGAAGUUCCGCGGAGCCCGGGCCGGGGCCCAGGGAGGUGAGAGAGCGCGGCUGGCCAUGGAGGGGGCGCUAACAGCACGGGACCGCGUGGGAGUGCAGGACUUUGUGCUGUUGGAGAGCUUCACCAGUGAGGCAUCCUUCAUCGAGAACCUGCGCAAACGCUUCAGGGAGAGCCUGAUCUAUACUUACAUCGGCUCGGUGCUGGUGUCGGUGAACCCGUACCGGGAGCUGGAGAUCUACAGCCGGCAGCACAUGGAGCGGUACCGAGGCAUCAACUUCUACGAGGUGUCUCCUCACAUCUACGCCGUCUCGGAUAACUCGUACCGGUCGAUGCGCUCGGAGGGCAAGGACCAGUGCAUCCUGAUCUCCGGGGAGAGCGGAGCUGGGAAAACAGAAGCCUCCAAGAAGAUCCUGCAGUACUACGCGGUCACUUGUCCCAGCAGCACCCGGGUGGAGUCCGUGCGUGACCGGCUGCUCCAGUCCAACCCCGUGCUCGAGGCUUUCGGAAAUGCGAAAACUCUCCGUAACGACAACUCCAGCCGGUUCGGCAAGUACAUGGACGUCCAGUUUGACUUCAGGGGAGCUCCGGUGGGGGGUCACAUCCUGAACUACCUGCUGGAGAAGUCUCGGGUUGUUCACCAGAACCACGGCGAGAGGAACUUCCACAUCUUCUACCAGGUGCUGGAGGGAGGUGACAACGAGCUGCUGCAGAGGCUGGGCUUGGAGCGUAACGCACAGAGCUACCAGUAUCUUGUCAAGGGUCACUGUGCGAAAGUGAGCUCCAUCAACGACAAGAAUGAGUGGAAGACCGUGCACCGAGCCCUGUCUGUCAUCGACUUCAGCAGCAGCGACAUCGAGGAGUUGCUGAGUGUGGUGGCCAAUCCCCUCCACCUGGGCAACCCAGCAGUGCCUGGCCCCGAAGAUGGCAACGCAACGGUGACUCACGAUGUUCCCUGUGUCUCGCAGCUGCUGGGGGUGCCCGGACCAACCCUGAAAGAGGCCCUGAUCCACCGCAAGAUCAUCGCGAAGGGAGAGGAGCUGAUCAGCCCCCUGAACGUUGAGCAGGCAGCGUACGCUCGUGAUGCUCUGGCCAAGGCCAUCUACGGACGCACCUUCUCCUGGCUGGUGAACAAGAUCAACGAGUCGCUUCAUCACAAGGACUCCACUUACUCCGAGAACUACCGACCCAACAUCAUCGGACUGCUGGAUAUUUACGGGUUUGAGGUGUUCCAGAACAACAGCUUCGAACAGUUCUGCAUCAAUUAUUGCAACGAGAAACUGCAGCAACUGUUCAUCGAGCUGACGCUGAAAUCCGAGCAGGAGGAGUACGAGUCGGAGGGAAUCGCGUGGGAGCCCGUCCUGUACUUUAACAACAAAAUCAUCUGCGACCUGGUGGAGGAGAAGCACAAGGGCGUGAUCUCCAUCUUGGACGAGGAGUGCCUGAGGCCCGGCGACGCGACGGAUUUAACCUUUCUGGAGAAGCUAGAGGAGACGGUCGGGAGCCAUCCGCACUUCAUGACCCACAAGUUGGCAGACCAGAAGACACGGAAGACCCUGGGGAGGGAGGAGUUCCGCCUCCUGCACUACGCGGGCGAGGUGAACUACAACGUGACAGGUUUCCUCGACAAGAACAACGACCUUCUCUUCAGGAACCUGAAGGAGGCCAUGUGUGAGUCUGGGAACCGCAUCGUCAGGCAGUGCUUCGAGCCAGCUGGGCGCGAGGACAAGAGGAGACGAGAGACGGCUGCGACACAGUUCAAGAACAGCCUGGCCAAACUGAUGGAGAUCCUGAUGUCAAAGGACCCGUCGUACAUCCGUUGCAUCAAACCCAACGAUGCCAAGCAAGCAGGCAGGUUCGAUGAGGUGCUGAUCAGGCACCAGGUGAAGUACCUCGGGCUGAUGGAGAAUCUUCGAGUGCGCAGAGCCGGGUUUGCUUAUCGACGGAGGUUUGAGAUAUUCCUGCAGAGGUACAAGACGCUCUGUCCUCAAACAUGGCCCAAUUGGAAAGGCCAGCCUGGCGAAGGGGUAGCAACACUCGUUCAACACCUGGGAUACAAGCCCGAGGAUUACAAGCUGGGCAGGACGAAGAUUUUCAUUCGUUUUCCCAAGACCCUGUUUGCCACAGAAGAUGCCUUUCAGCUGCGGAAGAACACAAUCGCCACGACGAUCCAGGCGGAAUGGCGGGGAUACCACCAGAGACAGAAAUACCAGAAGCUGCGCUCCUCAGCAAUCACUAUCCAGUCGUGGUGGAGGGGAGAGAUGGGGCGGCAGGUGGCAACUCGCAGGAAGAACGCCGCUGAAAAAAUCCGCAGGUUCAUCAAAGGCUUCAUCCACCGACAAAGGCCUCGUUGUCCGGACAACGAGUAUUUUGUGGACUAUGUCAGGUGCGCCUUCCUGAUGAAGUUGAAACGCAAUUUGCCAAAGAAUGUCCUGGACAAGUCAUGGCCGGUGCCUCCGCCUGCACUCUCUGAGGCGUCCGAACUGCUGAGGGAGCUGCACAUGCGCAACAUGGUGCAAAUCUACUGCAGGAGGAUCUCCGCCGAGUGGAAGCAGCAGCUGGAGCAGAAGGUGGUGGCCAGCACGCUGUUCAAAGACAAGAAGGACAACUACCCGCAGAGUGUGCCCAAACUCUUUGUCAACUCCCGCAUCAUGACGAACGAGAUCAACUCCAAGGUGCUGCAGAUAAUUGAGAGCGACAGUAUCAAGUACGCGGUGGCGGUGACCAAAUACGACCGGAACGGCUACCGGGCCCGGCCACGGCAGCUCCUCAUCACCCCCUCCAGUGCCUUCCUGGUGGAGGAGGCCAAAGUCAAACAGACCAUCGACUACACCAACCUCAGAGGAAUCUCGGUCAGCUCCCUGAGUGACGGUCUCUUCGUCUUGCAUGUGCCCUGUGAAGACAACCGGCAGAAGGGCGACCUGGUGUUGCGCAGUGACCACGUGAUCGAGACACUGACAAAACUGGCCAUUGCGUCGGACAAGGUGGACAGCGUCAACAUCAACCAGGGGAGCAUUAAGUUCACCAUCAAACAAGGCAAGGAGGGAAUCAUCGAUUGCACAUGGGGGUCGGAGCUGAUCAUUUCAAAAGCAAAGAACGGCCACCUGUCUGUGGUGGCCCCCCGGCUGAACUCGAGAUGACGAGUGAGGGGUGAGGGCAGCGAUGGCCAGCUCACUCGCUCGCACACACACGCGCGGUGAUCGGCUGCUCUCCGCCGCAGCAGCCCGCGGUUUAUCGGUGAGACAUCCGAGUCGUUGGUCUUCGCCGCAACCCUCCACGGCUGCCAAAGUCAGAGCUUCCAGCUGGGGACGCCCGUUCCCAGGGCAUACAUUAAUCAUGCAAAGUAAAUCUAAUGGACGGUUAUAUUAAAAGAUAUUUGCCAUUA
Molecule: messenger RNA, 3504 nt
Organism: Leucoraja erinaceus (little skate)
Lineage: Eukaryota; Metazoa; Chordata; Chondrichthyes; Rajiformes; Rajidae
Product: unconventional myosin-Ic-like
Biological process (GO): vesicle transport along actin filament; actin filament organization
Cellular component (GO): myosin complex; cytoplasm; microvillus
Molecular function (GO): microfilament motor activity; actin filament binding; ATP binding
Source: RefSeq, a predicted model, not a curated record